AUGACUUCAGUGGAGCUUCAGUCCGAGGACCACCGAGAUCUACUCGACAGCAUUGACAAACUUCGGUCUCAAGGAAUCAGCAGAUAUGUUGACCUCCCAGAGAUUAUUGUCUGCGGUGAUCAGUCAGCUGGGAAGAGCUCUGUACUCGAAGCCAUCUCGGGCAUGUCCUUUCCCACGAAGGACAACCUCUGUACCCGAUUCGCAACGGAGCUGAUCCUUCGCCGAGACCCCACUGUUGCAGUUAAGGCUUCCAUAAAUCCUGGUCCAGAGAGAUCAGCUGAAGAAAGAGAGACGCUCCUUGGCUUCAGCCCUGCAGUCGACAUUGAUAAUCUGGGACUGGGUGCAGUCAUCGAGAGCGCGAAGGAGAUGAUGGGCUUGUCCGAGACCAAAGUUUUCAGCACCGACACCCUCCGAGUCGAACUUUCGGGGCCAACCCAGCCACACCUCACAAUGGUUGAUCUUCCAGGCCUCUUCAGAGCCAGUAAUAGAGAUCAAUCAGUCAACGAUGCCGAGAUAGUCAAGAAAAUGGUUCGGGGUUACAUGAAGAGACCACGAAGCAUCAUCCUGGCAGUCGUUUCUGCAAAGAGCGAUUUUGCUCUCCAGGAAGUGACUGAGCUCGCUCGAGAAUUGGAUCCGGCUGGGGUCCGCACCUUGGGGCUGAUUACGAAGCCCGAUACCCUCGACGCCGGAUCAGACAGCGAGCGUGCCUAUCUCACACUGGCUGCAAACAAGGAUGUAGUAUUCAAACUCGGCUGGCACGUCCUCAAAAACCGAAGCUACGAGAUGAGGAACGCAUCCUCAGCAGAGCGCGACGAAGCCGAGGACGAAUUCUUCUCACAGGGUGUCUGGACAUCCAUAGAUCCCGCCCAUCUUGGGGUCAGAUCCCUGAAGCCCCGACUCAGCAACAUCCUCAAAGACCAGAUCCUGAAAAAGCUGCCAGGCCUCCUUCGAGACGUCGAAUCUGGCAUUUCGGAUUGUCAGGCGAGGCUCAAGCAGCUGGGCUCUCCUCGCACCACAAUUGCCGAGCAGCGCCGCUAUCUGUCACGAGUCAGCCAGGAGUUCUCGAACCUAAUGAAAGAAGCAGUGGACGGGUUAUACACUAACCCAUUCUUUGGGAGCUCCAAGACGGAGGACGGAUACGAGAAGCGCCUGCGAGCUGUCGUCCAGAACACUUUGACGGACUUCGCAGAGGAGAUGCGUCUCGGGGGCCACACUCGGACGAUCGCCGAGUCUGGCGAAGGUUUCGGACGACCCCAGAUAUGGCGGUCUGACUACAUCGACGAGGUCAAUGAUCUGAUGAAGAAGAGUAGAGGCCGUGAGCUUCCGGGGACAUUCAACCCUCUCGUCAUUGGCGAGCUAUUCUCGGAACAGUGCCGUCCGUGGCGAGAAAUUUCCAAUGCCUUCAAAGACGAUAUCCUCGCGGCUGUAUAUCGAACAACGCGAGCCAUACUUGACCAUGUUGCUGCCGAAGAGACGGCAGACGGGAUCUUCCGGACCAUCAACGAAGGCAUCGAGAAAUUGAAGAGCAGCCUCGACGACAAGGUGGUUGAGCUAUUGGACCCCCAUGAAAUCGGCCAUCCCAUUACGUACAACCACUACUUUACAACCAACAUACAGAAAAUCCAGUCUGACCGCCGAAGGUGUGCCAUUGAAACGACUCUGAAAGAAACCUUUGGGCUGUCCGAGAUCACCCCCGGGAAGUCCUUCGGCCGCCGCGACGUGGACUUCUCCCAGCUCAUGGCCACCCUGGUGGUUCACACAGAAGUAGACAUGGAACGGUAUGCAAGCUCUCUAGCCGUCGACUAUAUGGAGGCGUACUAUCAGGUUGCUCUGAAGAGAUUCGUCGACGACAUCAGUGUCCUCGCCAUCGAAUACUGCCUCAUCAGCAAAUUGCCAUCUUUAUUCGGCCCAGAGAUGGUGUAUGAUUUGGACGACGAGGACAUAAAUCGACUUGCGGCCGAGAGCGAUGGCACACGUUCCGAGAGGACUCGGUGUACUGAGAAGCUAAGCAUCCUCGAGAUCGGACUGCAUGAUCUGAAACGCCUGGACAAACACCGGGCAAUCACACCAGGUGAGGGCACAUUUUCCCUUUCCCAUUAUAUAGAUAGUCCCCCACGGAAUAAGCACAUGUCUCCGUUGCUAAUUUUUGGCACAUUCCACAGACAUCAAAGCUAUCAAUAA
Phialemonium atrogriseum is the source of this 2181-nucleotide messenger RNA. Its product is annotated as P-loop containing nucleoside triphosphate hydrolase protein. Lineage: Eukaryota; Fungi; Ascomycota; Sordariomycetes; Cephalothecales; Cephalothecaceae. Gene Ontology annotation, molecular function: GTPase activity; microtubule binding; GTP binding. The transcript has 2 exons. The record is from RefSeq and is a predicted model, not a curated record. The coding region runs from base 1 to 2181 and encodes 726 amino acids. Gene Ontology annotation, cellular component: cytoplasm; microtubule; membrane.